Callorhinus ursinus (northern fur seal) is the source of this 1578-nucleotide messenger RNA. RefSeq names its product proteasome 26S subunit, non-ATPase 13 (gene PSMD13). Gene Ontology annotation, molecular function: structural molecule activity. The record is from RefSeq and is a predicted model, not a curated record. Gene Ontology annotation, biological process: ubiquitin-dependent protein catabolic process. Gene Ontology annotation, cellular component: nucleus; cytosol; proteasome regulatory particle, lid subcomplex. Lineage: Eukaryota; Metazoa; Chordata; Mammalia; Carnivora; Otariidae.
AAGUGAGUGAGCAUUUCCGGCGGCCGUCCCCGCGGUGCGGAGCCCUCUACAGUACAGCUGCCCCAGGGUCUUCUUGCCGUCAUGAAGGACGUUCCUGGCUUCUUACAGCAGAGCCAGAGCUCCGGGCCCGGCCAGGCCGCCGUGUGGCACCGCCUGGAGGAGCUCUACACGAAGAAGUUGUGGCAUCAACUGACUCUCCAGGUGCUUGAUUUUGUGCAGGACCCAUGCUUUGCCCAAGGAGAUGGCCUCAUUAAGCUUUAUGAAAACUUCAUCAGUGAAUUUGAACACAGGGUGAAUCCUUUGUCCCUGGUAGAAAUCAUUCUUCAUGUAGUUAGACAGAUGACUGAUCCUAAUGUGGCUCUUACUUUUCUGGAAAAGACUCGUGAAAAGGUGAAAAGCAGCGAUGAGGCAGUGAUUCUGUGUAAAACUGCGAUUGGAGCUCUAAAAUUAAACAUCGGGGACCUACAGGUCACAAAGGAAACAAUUGAAGAUGUUGAAGAGAUGCUCAGCAACCUCCCUGGUGUGACAUCAGUUCACAGUCGUUUCUACGACCUCUCCAGUAAAUAUUAUCAAACAGUCGGAAACCACGCGGCCUACUACAAAGAUGCCCUGCGAUUUCUGGGCUGUGUCGACAUCAAGGAUCUACCAGUGUCUGAGCAGCAGGAGAGAGCGUUCACGCUGGGACUAGCAGGACUUCUUGGCGAGGGAGUUUUUAACUUUGGAGAACUCCUCAUGCACCCUGUGCUGGAAUCACUGAGGAGCACCGACCGGCAGUGGCUGAUUGACACCCUUUAUGCGUUUAACAGUGGCAACGUAGAGAGAUUCCAGACACUGAAAACCGCCUGGGGCCAGCAGCCUGAUUUAGCAGCCAACGAAGCCCAGCUUCUGAGGAAAAUUCAGUUGUUGUGCCUCAUGGAGAUGACUUUCACACGACCUGCCAAUCACAGACAACUCACUUUUGAAGAAAUUGCCAAAAGUGCUAAAAUCACUGUGAACGAGGUGGAGUUGCUGGUGAUGAAGGCGCUCUCGGUGGGUCUGGUGAAAGGCAGCAUUGACGAGGUGGAUAAGCGGGUACACAUGACCUGGGUGCAGCCCCGAGUGUUGGAUCUGCAGCAGAUCAAGGGAAUGAAGGACCGCCUGGAGUUCUGGUGCACCGAUGUGAGGGGCAUGGAGAUGCUGGUGGAGCACCAGGCCCACGAUAUCCUCACCUAGAGCCCCCUGCCUCACCCGUGUGUGGCAGCUGAGAAGAUCUGCAUUUAAUUGGGGGUGGGGGUGGGAUUCUGUUUGUGGAGUAGGGACUGUUCUUCCUGCUGUGAAAACAGAACGGUCACUGAUGGGGGGCUUGGCCGCAGAGAGAAACCUCCUUUGUGGGUGUCUCCCGUAGCCCACAGUGGGGAGGGGUCACGGGUCUCUGGUGACGAGGCGGGCAAGAGUGUGCAUGUGCCCUGAGGAAUGAGAAGGAGUAGCCUUGAGGUGUGUGGGGACACCACUUGGAGGCUCGUCUCCAUUACAUCCACCUGUGUGAACAGCUCUGGUGUCAUAUGAGAAUGUUCCUGUAAUAAACGCCUUUGUUUUGUC